This is a messenger RNA of Oryctolagus cuniculus (rabbit), 3738 nucleotides long. RefSeq names its product KRas proto-oncogene, GTPase (gene KRAS). Gene Ontology annotation, molecular function: GTP binding; GTPase activity. Gene Ontology annotation, biological process: signal transduction. Gene Ontology annotation, cellular component: membrane. The record is from RefSeq and is a predicted model, not a curated record. Lineage: Eukaryota; Metazoa; Chordata; Mammalia; Lagomorpha; Leporidae.
CUCCGCCCUCUUCCCACACCGCCCUCAGCCGCUCCCUCCUCAGCGCCGGUCUGGAGAGGAAUCGAGCGUGGAACACAUCGAUAGCUCUGCCCUCUGCGGCCGCCCGGCCCCGAACUCAUCGGUGUGCUCGGAGCUCGAUUUCCCCGGCGGAGGCAGCAGCGGCAGCAGCAGCAGCGGCGGCUGUGGCGGCGGCGGCGGCGGCGGUGGUGGCGGCGGUGGUGGUAGUGGCGGCGGCGACGGCGGCGGCGGCAGCAGCGGUGGCGGCUGCUCGGCCAGGACUCCCGGCCCCCGCCAUUUCGGACUGGGAGCGAUUGCGGCGCGGGCCCUGAGGGCUGCGGCGGGGGCCUGAGGCUCGGCGGCUCCCAGGUGCAGGGGAGAGGCCUGCUGAAAAUGACCGAAUAUAAACUUGUGGUAGUUGGAGCUGGUGGCGUAGGCAAGAGUGCCUUGACGAUACAGCUAAUUCAGAAUCACUUUGUGGAUGAAUAUGACCCUACAAUUGAGGAUUCCUACAGGAAACAAGUAGUAAUUGAUGGAGAAACCUGUCUCUUGGAUAUUCUCGACACAGCAGGUCAAGAGGAGUACAGUGCAAUGAGGGACCAGUACAUGAGAACUGGGGAGGGCUUUCUUUGUGUGUUUGCCAUAAAUAAUACUAAAUCAUUUGAAGAUAUUCACCAUUAUAGAGAACAAAUUAAAAGAGUUAAAGACUCUGAAGAUGUACCUAUGGUCCUAGUAGGAAAUAAAUGUGAUUUGCCUUCUAGAACAGUAGACACAAAACAAGCUCAGGACUUAGCAAGAAGUUAUGGAAUUCCUUUUAUUGAAACAUCUGCAAAGACAAGACAGAGAGUGGAGGAUGCUUUUUAUACAUUGGUGAGAGAGAUCCGACAAUACAGAUUGAAAAAAAUCAGCAAAGAAGAAAAGACUCCUGGCUGUGUGAAAAUUAAAAAAUGCAAUGUAAUGGGUGUUGACGAUGCCUUCUAUACAUUAGUUCGAGAAAUUCGAAAACAUAAAGAAAAGAUGAGCAAAGAUGGUAAAAAGAAGAAAAAGAAGUCAAAGACAAAGUGUAUAAUUAUGUAAAUACAAUUUGUACUUUUUUCUUAAGGCAUACUUAAGUAAAAGUGGUAAUUUUUGUACAUUACACUAAAUUAUUAGCAUUUGUUUUAGCAUUACUUAAUUUUUUUUUCAGCUCCAUGCAAACUGUUAGCCUUUAUCCUAAAUGCUUAUUUUAAAAUGACAGUGGAAACUUUUUUUUCCUUUUCCCCCUCUAUGUGCCAGCAUUCCCUGAUUUUGGUUUUCCUAGCAAAGCCUGUGAAAAAGAAACUGAACACCUGAGAUGGCCGUCUUGGGGUUUUGGUGCAUGCAGUCGAUUCCUUCCUGUUUUUCUUAAUAAUUGUGAACGUUGGUGUGAAACAAAUUAAUGAAGCUUUCAGAUCAUCCCUAUUUUAGGUUUUAUUUAGUCACUUAAAUGCAUUAAUUAGUAACUAACUUCAGUUGAGAUUUUUUGAUUGGUUUUCCUGAAACAUUGAGGGAAUACGAAUGUAUGGACUUCCUGUUGAUUCAUCUUCUAGGCAUCAUGUCCUCCACUGUGUCAUCCUCACAAAUAGAAAGUUACACUGUUCCCAAGGUUUUCUCGUAUUCCCGCUGCUGGUUAUGGUCACUGUCCUCCAAAUAUUAUAUUUUUUCUAUAAAAAGGAAAAAAUGGUAAAAAUUUCAGGGCAAUGGAAAGACUAAGACUCCGAAUAUAUUGCUUUUCCUAUUAAGGCAAACCAAGUAUGAAGUGGGGAUUAUAGCAGCCAUUUCAGGGCUAUAUUUAUGUGCUACUAAAUUUUUAUAAUUAAUGAAACAAUUGUGUGAAAAAUUCUCAUAGGAAUUGAACAUAGGUUCCCUGUGUCAGAUUGCUGUUCCUUAGCAUAAAUUUACAUCUUUUCUUGGACCUCAGUCUUUGAAAAUAUUAUUAAUUCCAGUAGUGAUAUUGAUGAUUCUAUGAGCCAGAUACAGCUUAGUAGUUGUUGAAGAGACCAAGGUUGUAAGGCCAGGCCCUGUAGGAACCUUUGAGGCUUCCCCAAGAGUGUCAGGACACAGACUAUCCUGUGUUCAUCUAGUGUUGCCAGGCAUCGUUGGUCACAGUGGGGACCAGGAGAGUGUUUGCACAGCUCAGAAAGAUGUGGUGGCCUACAGACAAAUCAAGAGCAUCACCUUUUUUUUUUUAACUUUUAAAAAAUUACUUUUAAAUAUUAACUUGGAAGUUGAAAUUUGGGGGUUGGGAUAUGCCCACAUUUUUUUUAGGCUAUGAAGUGAGAAAGUUUCAAAAUCUCUACUUUCAUGAAUUCUCUUAACAUUGGUUAAAGUAACAUUUCAUAAACAAUUUUCCAUCGUGAUCCAAAUUUGAAAAUAAUGCUUAAGAACAGAUAAGUUAACAUCAAUAAAAAGUUCUUGCGAUGCAUUUAGAAUGAGAUGAUAUGAUGAGUUGAAAAUAGCACCAGACUAGGAGGAAGGUAACUUAGAUGCUAGAUACGUUUCUUGUAGCAUUCUGGAUUUUGAGCAAAUCAUGUAUUGUCCAUGUCUUCAUGUUGAAAGUUAUCAUCUCAAAGGCUCUGUGUUAACUCCAUAGCCGUUUGGUUUACGUUUAGUUUAAUAAGCAUACAUGUGUUUGUCAAACUCUGUACAGUCUAACCUUUUACCUGUGUUACCAUCUUCAUUGCUAGUCUUGGGCAAAAUUGUGCAUGGGGUGAAGUUUAUAUUUGUGAGUAGCCAUUCUGCAGUUUCAGGACUCCCCUCCCACAUUAGUGUCUUCUUGCCUGCCUGUGCUUCCAUAAGACCCAUGCCUUGAUGCAGCUUUCUUUUAAUCCUGUUCUAAUUCCCCUAACCUCAAAAUGUGUUGCUGCUAUGGAUGUCUCUGUGACAUUUUCCCAGGAGGUCACAUUCAAAAUGCCCUACAUCUUAUUUUCUCAGGGCUCAAAAUAAUCUGAUAGAUACUAUAAUGGAAUUUGACCUAAGAGUUGAUUUUUGUGUGGUACCUGUAGCAAUUUAAUCAUGACCCUUAAACGUCAGCUCUUUGCAGCCCAGUCUUCUGGUGACUAGGAAUUUUCAAACUAGAUCUGAAUAGAUAGUGCUAUCCAGUGGAAGGAGAAUUUAGUAAACAAAGGGAAUGCUGCAGUCUACAAGUAGGACUAGCUCUGCUACCAAUGAUGCAUUCCAUUUUAUGGUAACUGAAGUCUUCUCACAGUGAAAAAUACUUCAAAAUUUAAUUUAAAGUGCUUUUUGGCAGAACUCGUAUAUUUUACAAAUACUUUGAGUGCCUACCCGAUGCCAGCCACUAUACGAAAAACUACAGAUAAGGUACACCCAAAGGAGGGGCAUAAUCCCUGGCCUUACGCUGUGCUGCCAUAGUCUAUAAUGCCGUAGCAAGGCAUCUGGACGCGACCCAGAGGGAACACAAUGUGAAUUUUACUUUUGCAAAGAAGGGAUUUGGGCUGUGAGGGUUCUUCCAGUUCUAAGAUAAUUGUUUUGCUAUGAUUCCAUUGUAACUGUUUAAUCAAGUUACUUUAUGUAAAUCACUUAACUUCAUUGUUUAAUAGAGUAAAUUUGAUUUUAUUGUUUUUUAUUUGGCAUAACUGUGAUUCUGUUGAGACAGUUAUAGUAUACAUUGUUAAAUGUCAGAUACUAAUUUAAAUUCCAAAGUAUGUAAUAUUCCAGUUUUAUCUUUGUAGAAAUAAUUAAAAUAGACUUUUAAAAAUUAAA